CCAUACGUCACAAGAACUGCUCUUUACACCUCCACGUGUGCUCACACCUCUUUUCUACACUUGCAUGUAACAAUGAUGAUAGUAGUGCUAAGCCCAAGACACAUACAUAUUCUUUUCCAUCUUAGCUGAAUUGAGCUAAUUCCUCUUUUUCCCUCUCAAACUGCUAUGGAUUUUCUGAAUUUCUUGCUGAAUUUGUUUGUCCCUCCAGCAAGUUUAAUCACAUUGGCUUUCUCAUGGCCAGCACUUUGUUUCCUCAAUGCUUGUGAAUGGCUCUUUAACUAUAAUUAUGGUGAAGAUAUGGAUAGUAAAGUUGUCAUCAUCACUGGAGCAUCUUCUGCCAUUGGAGAGGCAAGUUGCCAAAAUCAAAUUGCAUAUGAGUAUGCAAUAAGGAGAGCAAAUUUAAUGCUGGUGGCACGAAGAGAGCAUAGGCUAAUAGGAAUUGCUGAGAAUGCAAGGAGAAUGGGAGCAAGACAUGUUAUGAUUAUGGCAGCAGAUGUUGUCAAGGAAGAUGAUUGUAGAAGAUUUGUUAAUGAAACCAUAAAUGUCUUUGGUCGUGUAGAUCACCUUGUAAAUACAGUAAGUUUGGGACAUACAUUCUACUUUGAAGAAGUUACAGACACCUCAGUUUUCCCUGUUCUCUUGGAUAUUAAUUUUUGGGGGAAUGUUUAUCCAACUUUGGUGGCUCUUCCUUACCUUCACCAAAGCAAUGGCCGUGUUAUUAUCAAUGCAUCAGUUGAGAGUUGGUUACCUUUGCCAAGGAUGAGUUUGUUUGGUGCUGCAAAGGCAGCACUAGUAAACUUCUAUGAGACGCUGCGAUUUGAAUUGAAAGACGAGGUUGGAGUAACGAUAGCAACACACGGUUGGAUUGGAAGUGAAAUGACGAGAGGCAAGUUCAUGCUAGAGGAGGGGGCUGACAUGCAGUGGAAGGAAGAAAGAGAAAUGCAUGUGAGUGGUGAAGCAGUAGAAGAGUUUGCAAGGUUGAUUGUAAGUGGGGCAUGUAGAGGAGAUGCAUAUGUGAAGUUUCCUAGUUGGUAUGAUGUAUUCUUGCUGUAUAGGGUUUUUGCUCCAAAUGUUCUCAAUUGGGCAUUUAGGCUUCUUAUUUCCCCACAAGGGACAAGGAGAUUUUCUUCUUAUUUAGGGACAGGAAGAUCCCUUGACACCGUCACUGGUGGUAUGGGGAGACCUAUGUUGGAGGGAACUUCUCCUAGACAUCACACAGGGAUGGUACCACUUACAUUCUCAGGCCAAUUGAGUCACCAGAUGCAACAAAAGAUGGAUUGACUUGAAUGAAGACAUGUCUAUUUGUGCUAGAUACUUUGUUUUUUCACUUGUAUUAAGUAAUGUUGCAUUCUUGCUAGAGUCAUGCUUUGUGGACCUAUAAUGUCAUGUGGUUAGUUUCAUACUUGUGUUAAAAUUGAAAAUAAACUUGUACUGAAUACCAAAAAACUCUCUUUGUUUGAACCCCAUUUCCCUCAUUUUAAGAUGGGCAUUCUGAGAAUGGAUGAAUAACUUUUUGUUUG
Molecule: messenger RNA, 1520 nt
Organism: Medicago truncatula (barrel medic)
Lineage: Eukaryota; Viridiplantae; Streptophyta; Magnoliopsida; Fabales; Fabaceae
Product: 11-beta-hydroxysteroid dehydrogenase B
Exons: 6
Coding region: 166-1281 (371 amino acids)
Cellular component (GO): cytosol
Molecular function (GO): oxidoreductase activity
Source: RefSeq, a predicted model, not a curated record